AUGCUAAGCCCUGCUAAGCUUGGAUUGUCUCAAGUUGUCUUGCCUGUCAUAGACUUUAUCCAUUCCGCAACUGAGGCGCUUCGCACGACCUUCUCCCCAUCAUCAAAAUCAGAGGAAACAGCUGUGGAAUUACGAGCGACCCUUGGUGAAGGCAUGUGCGUUUGCGUCGUGGGCGAUGCUCCCAAUGAGCUCAGCCGAGCGGUUGCGACGAAGUGCUCCGAGGCCCUGGGUUCCGAGGCGAUCUUUGUGACGUGUGGGCAAGAUUCUGCCCACAGCUUUGCAGACUGGUGCACCUCUGAGGUGUUCCAUUUGAUUCCAACUUGGGAUUCUACUGGCUUCCGUGGGACAGAUCUGGCAAUGGGCACAGACCUACAAGACUGCUGCAACAUCCUCGGUACUUUGGGUGAUGUAUUCGUAGUUUUUCCUGGUGCAGAGCCUGAUGUGCUGAAAAAGGCCUCUGAUCGCUCUCGAGCGAUACUUCCCUUGCUCAAUGCAGAGCCGUCCCUUCCGAAGCCAUGGUUUGUGACAGAGGAUCAAUGGAAGCUUUUCUGUGACCCAGAUGCUCCUGCGGCCAAGGUGGCCACCGCAUGUGCUGCUGCUUUGACAAGCUAUGAUGCGCAUCAUAAAGCAGUGACGGAGCCAGAACUAUGCGAUGAGCUCUGCUAUGUCGAUGCUGAUGCUGAGAGGUGGGCGCAGCUGGCGGAAGUUGCCCAGACAGAUGUGCCAGAUGUGGCCAAGGGGAAACUGCGAUUGCAGGGCAGCUUCCAGGGGACCGCGACGACGCAUACACAUCAGAUGGACCUGAGAGUUGGGGUAAACAUGGAGAUGCCCUCCAAGGUAGCUGCCAAAACAAUGAAGCAGCUAUCUGACUCUGGUCUCGUUCCGACUGAAGCACAAGAAGCUUUGGAUUCGAAGCGCCGUGGAGUCUUUGGUGCCCUUGCAGACUACUUUCGGAAAGAUUCACAGGAUGCCGCCCCAGACGUCUCCUCGAUGAUCAUGAACGGUAUGCAGAUGAAACUGGACGACGUCCAUGCAGCCUACGAGGCGCAGCAGGAAGAGCUUCAGCACGCGCUAGAAGCAGCAAGAGCAGAGGCCAACAGCAUGAGGCGAAAAUUGAAGGAGCUGCAAGAGGCCAACGAGGCCAACGAGGCGAAGGAGGUGGAGCAGGACUCAAAAACUACAAAUGGCAUUGAUGUGAACAAGGAUGUGUUGGACGAGUUGCAAAGUCGUGUGGCAAUCCAAGAUGCUGAACUCGCCAUGAAGGCUAAAGAAUUGGAAGCCACGAUAAGCAGCUACAAAGCAGACAUGCAGGAGCAGCAAAGACAGGCAGCCAAGGACUUUGCCGCGCUGAAUCGCUUGGAAGCAGCUUUGAUUGAGGCCCAUGGCAACUUGGAGGCAGGAAAUCAAAGAGAAGUGGCAUUGAAUUCAGAAUUGAACGAGCUGAAAGCGAGCCAUGCACGGGCUUGUGGUGAAUUGGAGUCGCUGAGGGUGCCAUCGCCGAGUGCGAGGAGACAGGCUGAGGCAACGCUCCAAGACAAACAGCAGGAGUGUGAAGGCUUGGCCCAGAAGCUGGCAGUGGCGGAGGCUGUGUCGAGGGAUGCAAAGCGGCGCUUGGAGGAGCCGCAGCGGAACGGCCACAACCGCCACGAAUUGGAAGUCCAGCUCUCGCAGCUUGCGGGUCGGGAGGCUGAAGCCAAAGCUCGUGUCCUGGAGGCUACGGCAUCCAAUCAGUUGGAGGAAAAGACUGAGGAGACUGAGAGGCUAAGAGCAGAGAACCAAGAGAUCCGUGAGACAUUGGCAAAGAUCACCAUGUCAGAGAAGCGGCUUUCUUCCACAGUGGCUGAGCUCAGUGAACGCUUAUCUGCGAGCGCUAGGCCAAAGUGGGGGCGUUUUGGGUUGCAGUGCGUAGCUUCAACGGCUUUGAGCAUGGCUCUGACUGACAGGCCACAGACACGGAGUUCAAGUGGCUCCAUCAGCAAGGAUCUGGGAGGGUGCAAAAGGUGCACAAUUCAAAGCAAAAACCAAUGUAGUGAUUAUUCUGGCGAAAAACCCAAACAUGGUUUGUGCGGUUAUUUCUACUGA
Cladocopium goreaui is the source of this 2082-nucleotide messenger RNA. NCBI's taxonomy places the organism in Eukaryota, Dinophyceae, Suessiales, Symbiodiniaceae. The record is from the annotation of a GenBank genome assembly.